Messenger RNA from Monomorium pharaonis (pharaoh ant), 1652 nucleotides. RefSeq names its product zinc finger protein 239. Gene Ontology annotation, molecular function: DNA-binding transcription factor activity, RNA polymerase II-specific; RNA polymerase II transcription regulatory region sequence-specific DNA binding. The record is from RefSeq and is a predicted model, not a curated record. Bases 318 to 1307 code for a protein of 329 amino acids. Gene Ontology annotation, cellular component: nucleus. Gene Ontology annotation, biological process: regulation of transcription by RNA polymerase II. The transcript is spliced from 4 exons. NCBI's taxonomy places the organism in Eukaryota, Metazoa, Arthropoda, Insecta, Hymenoptera, Formicidae.
UGUAAGAUGAAGAACUUCCGAGAAAAUCCACGAGAAUCCGAUUCACUUCGAUCUCUGACUAGUUAGCAUUGACUUGUUGGCUGCGAUUGUAAUAUUUUGUAAUAAAUGCAAUGUAAACGAUUUGAAAUGAGAAAUGAUUUUAAUUGUAUCUUUGAAAUUCGCUUGAAUUUGAAUUUCAUUCGUCACCUGCGACUCUUUACGCGCGCGCAAGAUGCUAUCUGUGAGUUCUCUUCAGCUGCGGAAGCGCACUUUACAAAAGCAUCGACUUUAUCAUAGCCAAAGGACGAAUAAUCACGAUUUAAAGAUGGCAAACGGGGAUGUGCGUGAUCUUGAACAAAAGUUCUGUCUGUAAAAAGAAGAGAACCGUUCAAACGCUUGCUGUUUCGAACGGUUGCAGAUUCGAAGAUGGCGAGAAGAUCUGCGAGAUAUGCCAGGCGAAAUUCCACUUUGUUACCAGGCUAGUUGCACACUUGAGAAUAGCGCAUGGCAUUCAUCGACCCUUCAAGUGCCUCACCUGCGGCAAGAAUUAUCCUCAGCAGUUUAUGCUUAACGCACAUAUAAAGAAAUCGCACACGCCGAAAACCGUGCCGUGCACUCAGUGUAGCUUUAUGGGCGUUAGCGUGACCGACGUGGAAAGGCAUAGACGACAACGUCAUCGGACUCCGAAAUUCACGUGCGAGAUUUGCCGCGAAGACUUCGUCGACAAGGAUGCGCUGAUCGUGCACACGGCACUCCACGAAUUCAUACAGUAUCAGCGGUGCAAUGCGUGCGGCAGCAUCUUCAAAGACGUAUACAGCUUAAAGGAACACAAUCGUUUGUAUCACUACGAUUCAACAUCAGACGAGAAGUUUGAGGAAUCUAACGAAAACGGGUCUGAACACAAAUGCGACAUUUGCGGCAAGGUCUACAAGUACAGGUCGAUGCUAAAACAGCACAAAGUCAGGGCUCACGGUAAUCCGUUGAACUACGAGAGAUGCAGAUACCUUUGCGCACUAUGCGGCAAGGAGCUAAAGACCGCGAAGGGCCUCGAAAUCCACAACAGGUCGCACACUGGCGAGAAGCCAUAUACCUGCGAGGUGUGCGGCAAGUGUUUCGCAUGUGAGACCCUGCUGAGAACUCAUAAUGUCACUCACACCGGAGAACGAAAAUACUCGUGCGAUCAAUGCGGCAAAGCUUUUACGCAGAGAUCUACCCUAGUUGUUCACAAGCGUUACCACACAGGUGAACGACCGUAUGUUUGUUCUCGAUGUGGUAAAGGCUUUGUCACACGAACUAUCCUUAAUACUCAUAUGAAGUCUUGUCAAUGAGGUGAACUUGUUUUCACGACAUUUAUCGAAUCAAUGCGAAGAAGUGCAAUACAAAUAUUUGAGUUUAAAAUAUUUUACAUUCGACAUUUGGAAACAUUGAUAUUGUUAUAAUCUCUAAAAUAAUUCUUUGCGUUAUUUGUUUUGACAACAUGAAUCUUGAAUAAAGAGUGACCCAAAAAUUAGUCCGAAAUUCGCCUGUAUGGGCGCCCCCAAAAUUAGAUUUCAAUUUGAUGGUAAAAGUUUGUGUUCAUGACAAGACAUGAAUUCCCUGAAAGUUUUAGAUUGAUCCAACUUCUAAUCGCUGAGAUAUGAGAGGAAUUAAUUCGUGCUGAUUCUACUCGUACG